AUGGUCUUGAGACUCGCCUUCUUGUCCGCCUUUCUUUCCCUGCUGGCCGUGGCCGUUGCGGCCAUCCCUAAGACCGACUACGACGUUAUCAUCGUCGGCGGUGGCCCGGCCGGCCUCAGUGCCCUGAGUGGUGUCUCUCGUGUCCGCAGAACGGCGCUGCUGUUUGACAGCCGGGAGUACCGCAAUGCUCCCACCCGGGAAAUGCAUGAUGUGAUCGGCAACGACGGCACUCCACCCGCCGAGUUUCGCGCGCUGGCCCAAAAGCAAAUCUCUGAAUACCCGACCGCUCACAUCAAGAAUGGCACCGUCAAGUCGAUCACUCCGACCGGCGAUGGCAACAUCACUACCUUCUCUGUGACCGAUAAGGAGGGCAAGAAAUACACUGCUCGGAAGAUUGUGCUCGGCACGGGCCUCAAGGAUGUGCUGCCCGCCACGCCCGGUCUGAAGGAAGCCUGGGGCAAGGGAAUCUUCUGGUGCCCAUGGUGUGAUGGCUAUGAGCACCGUGACCAGCCCUUCGGCAUUAUCGGUGACCUGGCGGAUGCGCUCGGCAGUGUCCUGGAGACCAACACACAAUUUUCGGACAUUAUUGCUUUUGUCAACGGCACCCAGACGCCACAGGGCGAGGCCAAGGCAACUUCCCAGCAUGAAGGCUGGGAGGAGCAGCUCAAGGCGUGGAACGUCAAGAUCGAGAACCGUACCAUUUCCUCAAUCGAGCGCAUCCAGGACGGGAGCACCCACCGCAAUGCCUCGGGUCAGUACGAUAAGUUCCGCGUGCACUUCACCCACGGCAAGCCAGUCGAGCGCAACGCGUUCAUCGUGAACUUCCCAUCCGUCCAGCGCUCAGAUCUGCCAGAGAAGCUGGGCCUGACCGUCAGCGACGAGAAGGUUAAGGUGACCAGCGACGACCAGCGCACCAACAAGAAGGGUGUCUGGGCCAUCGGUGACGCCAACAGUGACGGCAGCACCAACGUGCCGCACGCCAUGUUCAGUGGCAAGAAGGCCGCUGUGUAUCUUCACGUGGAAAUUUCUCGCGAGGACUCCCAGUCUAAGAUCUCCAAGCGAAGCGGCUCGCUCUCCCGUCGUGAGCUCGAGAGGGAGGCUGUCGAUGCCAUUGGCGACAACCUGGAGUCGCAGUGGAAGCGCAUUCAGCCAAAGAACUAA
Molecule: messenger RNA, 1161 nt
Organism: Penicillium alfredii
Lineage: Eukaryota; Fungi; Ascomycota; Eurotiomycetes; Eurotiales; Aspergillaceae
Product: NAD(P)/FAD-dependent oxidoreductase
Exons: 3
Coding region: 1-1161 (386 amino acids)
Molecular function (GO): oxidoreductase activity
Source: RefSeq, a predicted model, not a curated record